GGUGCAGGCUGAAGAAAGAACAAGGCCAAUCAACAUGAAGCCCCAAAACCCACACAUAAAAGUACUAAAAGAUGACAAAAUACUAUAUUAACCACGACUUUUGUAUUUACUAUUAGGUAGAAGGACAUAUUACUUUAUAUAUUUGAUAUGGACACUUUUGUCUGUGUUUAGCACUGACCAUCAGAUUAUGAGGAAGUGCAGCUGAAGCAAAUAUUGCGGCUUUUUCCUGCUUCCGUUUUAACGUAGACAAAUGGAGAAAGAAGAAAACGGUUAGUGAGAGAGAAAUGAUGACUCGUCACAUUCCAUAAUAACAAUAAGCAGCUGGAAGAGAAAGAACCUGGACAGAACAUGCUUCGCUUUAGGCUUGUCUACAUCUUCUUCUACAACCUGCUGCAGUUCUGUGGACACACAUGGAUACUGACUAACACCAUCAUCAGGUUUCUCAUAUUUGGCCAAGAUGCCGUGGCAGACACUUUUUACACUGUCGGCCUUGUCAUGAGCCUCUGCCAGCUGCUCUCCAUUCUGGAGCUUUUCCACAUCGCAGAUGGGAUUGAGGAGGCCAAACUACUUCCACGCCUCAUCCAAGUUUUGGAGAAGAACCUGCUGCUCAUCAUGCUCGUCCUGUUGGAGGAGUUUCAGAGCAAACCAGUCGUGUGCGUACAGCUCUUCUUUUGGAACAUCUUGGACCUACUGAGGUACCCUCAUGAAGUGCUCUGUGUGAUGGAUACCACCUUCACGGUCAUGCUGUGGGCCCGCUACACGCUGUGGAUCCCAGUGUACAUCCUGUCUGCCAUCACAGAAGGGGUCACAAUAUACCAGGCAAUGCUCGACACGGCGACGUCAGCCUCUGGCAUGCAGAAUUCCACAGAUUCCUCACACAGUCAUCAGCCAUUUGUCCACAAGGCCUCUCUGCCUCUUCUUGCUCUUGGUGUGUCGUUUACGGUGUGGCAGUCGCUGAAGGAGAGACAACAUCAGCUGGAGAGGUGGCACAAGAAGAUGAAAAGAAAGUGACCGCUUACUUAUAAACUAAGGAUACAAUGUAGUUGCAAGUAUUCUUUUAUUUAGACAACAUUGUGUUUGCAUGGUCUGAGACGGUGUUUGUGUGUGUGGGCUACCAGCCAUACGCUCUGGUCCACACGGACUUCUUCUUGAACUCAGGAGAACACCUCAGGGCCAAGAGAGCAGCUGAAAACAACAAUUCAAACAUGGUUAACUUCACAAAUUGGUUUUGACUGGAUUGCGUCAUACCGAACAUGAGAGAAACGAUGCAGUUAUUUUUAUUCUGUAUGAAUAUCUUCAAGAUAACAUGUCACCUUUGGCUGUGUUGAUAGUUGAGCUUGUCAGACUUUGCUCUGGUCCCUCCGUGAUGCUGAGAAGCCACUCUAUGAACUGACACAUGUGCAGACACACUUUAACGUCAUAUCUUAAAAAGUAGCUUUCAAGCUGAGGUUACUGGUGAUGAUGACCUUGGGCGACUGGCAGCUCCAAGGUUCUUUGUUGAGAAGAAGGGUCAGGCUGUGCGACAGUCCCAGUAGGCACUGGGGCAGGACACGGUCCGUCAGCGACUCCUCGCCGUACAGAUUGUGCAGGAGGACGGCGGGCUUGGACGCGGAUUGCCAAGGAAACCACCGAGUCCUAAUGCCAAGCAGGAGGGGCAUGGAGUGGUCGCCCCAGGAAACGACCGCGGCGGCAAAAACUUGAAAGAGGAAGUCUGUGGCCUGUGAAACAUAGCAUUUGGAUAAAGAGUUGUUUGUACACACUCACACAGAUAAACGUCCAACACACCACUUUGGUGCUUCCAAUGGUGACAGAGGUGGUGCCGUAAGCAACAUUUCGCAUGAGUCCCAUCAGCUCCAGCAGCCACUCUAAUCGUUUGCUUACACCUGGAACACAGAAAUCCAUGAAAAAAAGAAAACUUUACUGCCCUUUUGUUGUCAAUAGUUUUGCAACAUGAGGUUCCUUUCUUGAGUAGCUAUAAAAAAGGACCUGUGUGGACGCUGGCGGCCAGGCGACACUGGUAGAAAGUCUGCAGGAGGAUCCAACCCACUCGGUGACUCGGCCAACCACGGAGCACACUGGCGAUGAUGUCGUUCAGCCCGAGGAGGGGAAUUCUACCUUGGGAUGUCAGGUAAGCCAAGACAAAGCAGGUUUUCUCCAUCUGAUCCUAAAAAUAGCACAGCCGUGACAUAAAGUGCAUGAAAGAGUGGGAAAGCAUUGGAAACAACACACCUAAUGACUACAUCGUACCUCGGUGACACCAGCGAUGCGGUCGAUCUCAGUAUCAGACAUCUCAUGCAAACAUUUGGCGAUUCCAACGUACAAAUCCACUUCACUAUCCUAAAGAAAAUGAGCUUCAAACACACUUCAAAAGAAUGAGGGCGGCCGAAUGAGACGAUGUGUUGGCGUACCUUUAUUUGGUUGGGCAGGAGGCUGAAGAUCUUCUCUGUGGUGGAGCACAUCAAGGCCCAGCAGACGUUGGGUGGGUUGGGCAGGGCCAUGGCAUGAGCGAGGCCCUGCAGCAGGGAGCAGCACAGGGGGAGACGCUGGGGUCGAAGUUCCUCCUGGAAGGCCUGCAGGCCCACAGUGUCGACAUAGAACUGGAGCUUCUCCUCGACGACAUGCUUCAUCCACAAGGAGAGAGUCUCAUAGAGGUGGGCCCGGGUCUGGAACUGGAUUAUAGCGAGAACCCCAUUUAAGACCUCCAAAAAAAUUGUAAAAGGCUUUUUCUUUUUACGCUGUCAGUCCCUCCAAAAUUUCGCUGGCUUUUUUUGUGAUUGUUGUAACCAAAAAUCCCUGAUUUUGUGGCAGCAUUUUUACAAAUUGCAGCAAAUUGUCCUGUUAUGCAAAACCAACUUUUCCCACCUGUUUUUCUGUGUUUGGGAUCCCUAUAAGUCCCAAAAUUUGAAAUCAAAUCAUCAAUGAAUGAUGGCAGGGAUAUUUAUAAAACAAUCUUGCCUUCUUCCAAACUAGCUGUUUGGAAUUUGAGACUUAAAUUAUGUAUCUUGCCUUAACUCAUUCUCCUUCUAUGCCACAUCAAUAUGGAAUGCACUCCCAACAGGUGUAAAAGAAAGUGCAUCUCUAUCCUCCUUCAAAAGCGCACUAAAAGAACACCUCCAGGCAGCUACAACCCUAGACUAACCCCCUCCCCCCAACACAUCCCACCUACCCGGAUUGUAAAUAAUCAAAUGUAUAUACAUGUUCUUAUGCUUUCUGAGCUGACUAUGUUCACCGCUCGCUAUACAUAUCCUACAAAGUGAGACCUACACUGUUGCAAUGUCCAUUUCUCAGAUGAUAUGAUUGUUGAUGACUGAAGUAUGCUGAUAGCAACCCAACCUAUGGGUUGGGUUGCAGGGGGCUUCAGAGACUGAACAUGGCCAAAUGCAACCAAAUGCAUACCUGGAAAGCAGCAAAGGCGUACAAGGAUCAAAAUGAAAAAGUAAUAAAAAUGUAUACUUGUUGGCACUAUCCUCCAUUGGUAAUGUAUGCCUUUGUUUAAUAUGAACAUAAACAGGACACACAAAGAGAGUGUGCAGGUGUGCCUAAUAAAGUGUCACUACUCACACUGAGACUGUACACAAGAGGCGGCGACAGCCAAGACCCAAGAAAGAGCGAUGCAUUCUGGGAAUACUGAGCUUGAGCGGCAGCCAGCACCACACACUGAUGUUGAAUGUCCUCACCUGUCCCAGGAAUAAAAUAUGAAAACAUCACGUGCACCGAUUUGUAAUGAACGCAACAUUUUCAGAUGUUACCGAAGCUGAGUCUCAUCAGAGGGGACAGGACAGUGCUCCAGUUGAUAGGAGGGUACUGGAAGCUGCCUCCAACUGAAGCCAGAGCUGUCAGAGCAGUUUUAACCACCCUCGCAUGGACAAACUCUGGACCUGCGUCAUAUCAACAGCAACACAUUACUUGUCGUCACAAACUACUCAAUAGCUUGUGUUACAUUAAGGAGACAAGGUGACAAAGAGCAAACCUUUCUUCCCAGCUUCAGUGAGCAACUCCACGACAGCUUUGAUGACACUUUUCUCUGAGAGGUAGCUGAAGUCCUGAGGCACUGAAUGACGGAUGACAGCAUCUUGUCAGAGUCAGACACGGCCGUCUCUGUUGCAAGGGGAACUAUGAUGAUUGUAAUCUACCGGUACAUUUAACACACUCCCUUGUGGUCUCGAUAAGAUGUAUUGGAUAUGCUUUGCUGUAAAUUUUGCUUCACAAUUUAUCGUUUGAAAAUCUAUGCUGUUUAUUAUACAUCUUUAAGACAAAAAUGAGCGCUAUUUUUUCAGUCAUAGUCGAAAAUAAAUA
This is a messenger RNA of Entelurus aequoreus (snake pipefish), 4296 nucleotides long. It is a transcript of the gene hacd4, whose product is annotated as 3-hydroxyacyl-CoA dehydratase 4. Gene Ontology annotation, cellular component: endoplasmic reticulum membrane. Lineage: Eukaryota; Metazoa; Chordata; Actinopteri; Syngnathiformes; Syngnathidae. The coding region runs from base 349 to 1011 and encodes 220 amino acids. Gene Ontology annotation, biological process: sphingolipid biosynthetic process; very long-chain fatty acid biosynthetic process; fatty acid elongation. Gene Ontology annotation, molecular function: 3-hydroxyacyl-CoA dehydratase activity. The transcript has 7 exons. The record is from RefSeq and is a predicted model, not a curated record.